This is a messenger RNA of Talpa occidentalis (Iberian mole), 1073 nucleotides long. RefSeq names its product calcyclin binding protein (gene CACYBP). Lineage: Eukaryota; Metazoa; Chordata; Mammalia; Eulipotyphla; Talpidae. Gene Ontology annotation, cellular component: nucleus. The record is from RefSeq and is a predicted model, not a curated record. Gene Ontology annotation, biological process: heart development. The transcript is spliced from 6 exons. Gene Ontology annotation, molecular function: S100 protein binding; ubiquitin protein ligase binding; tubulin binding. Bases 102 to 794 code for a protein of 230 amino acids.
GCCGGGGCGGUCCGCGCUGGCGGUGGGCGCACUCGGGGCGGCGCUUCCUGUUCUAGUCACUGCGCGGCUGCAGCUCGGGCCUUGCCGGACUCCAGCCGACCAUGGCCUCAGCGUGGGAAGAGCUACAGAAAGAUUUAGAAGAGGUAAAGGUGCUGCUGGAAAAGACCACUAGAAAGAGAGUACGAGAUGCCCUUACAGCUGAAAAAUCCAAGAUUGAGACAGAAAUCAAGAACAAGAUGCAGCAGAAAUCACAGAGCAAAGCAGAACUUCAUGACAAUGAAAAGCCAGCUGCUGUGGUUGCUCCCAUCACCACAGGAUACACAGUGAAAAUCAGUAAUUAUGGAUGGGAUCAGUCUGAUAAGUUUGUGAAAAUCUAUAUCACCUUAACUGGAGUUCAUCAAGUGCCCCCUGAGAAUGUGCAAGUGCAUUUCACAGAGAGGUCAUUUGAUCUUUUGGUAAAGAAUCUAAAUGGGAAGAAUUAUUCCAUGGUUGUGAACAAUCUCUUGAAACCCAUCUCUGUGGAAGGCAGUUCAAAAAAAGUCAAGACUGAUACAGUUCUGAUCUUAUGUAGAAAGAAGGCAGAAAACACACGGUGGGACUACCUGACUCAGGUUGAAAAAGAAUGCAAAGAGAAAGAGAAGCCCUCCUAUGACACUGAAACAGAUCCUAGUGAAGGAUUGAUGAAUGUUCUAAAGAAAAUUUAUGAAGAUGGAGAUGAUGAUAUGAAGCGAACCAUUAAUAAAGCCUGGGUGGAAUCAAGAGAGAAGCAAGCCAAAGGAGACACAGAAUUUUGAGUUUUGAAGUCCUUUUGAGAACUGUGAUGUGGAAAUACCGAUGUUUCCACUUAGGAAAUGUUGGUGAGCUGCACAGAUAAAUUUGAUAGAUAACUAUUUACUUAGCCUUCUAAGUAAAGGCAAUGAAUUCUCCAUUACCAGCUGGAGGAUUUAUUUAAAUAAAAUAUGCUUAUUAUACACUUCCUCCAAACACGGUUUCCUCAAUACUUGUUCAUUUUGUUUAAGAAAGGAUAAUAUGUAUUCUGGUAUGAAAUGUAAAAAAGGCAAAUCUUGCCUAAU